Molecule: messenger RNA, 1452 nt
Organism: Closterium sp. Yama58-4
Lineage: Eukaryota; Viridiplantae; Streptophyta; Zygnematophyceae; Desmidiales; Closteriaceae
Source: the annotation of a GenBank genome assembly
AUGUUUCGGAAAUCGAGCAAGACGCUGACGGCCAACAUCCUCAACCGGCCGCCGGCUGAAAUUAGCGACCACUUUGUGAUGGGGAAGGAGCUGGGAAAGGGACAGUUUGGCGUGACGCAUUUGUGCACGGAUAAGAAGACUGGCGAGCAGCUGGCGUGCAAGUCCAUCGCGAAGCGUCGACUGUCGACUAAGGAGGAAGUCGAGGACAUCAGGAAGGAGAUCGCCAUCAUGCACCAUCUAGCCGGGCAUCCAAACAUCGUCACGCUGCGCGGCGCGUUCGAGGACAAGCAGAACGUGCACAUCGUCAUGGAGCUCUGCGCGGGAGGCGAGCUCUUCGACCGCAUCGCGGCGCGCGGCCACUACAGCGAACGCGCCGCGUCGGGCCUCAUCAAAACCAUCCUCUCCAUAGUCGACUACUGCCACCAGAAGAAAAUCAUCCACCGCGACUUAAAGCCCGAGAACUUCCUCCUCGCGAACAAGCGCGAGGACGCGCCGCUCAAGGUCACGGAUUUCGGCCUGUCGGUGUUCUUUAAGGACGGCGAGGUGUUCACGGAGACGGUCGGAAGCGCGUUCUACGUCGCGCCGGAGGUGCUUAAGGGCAAGUACGGCAAGGAGUCGGACGUGUGGAGCUGCGGCGUCAUUCUCUAUAUUCUCCUCAGCGGCGCGCCGCCCUUCUAUGGAUCGACGGAGAAGCAGAUUUUCAACGCGGUGCUGAAGGGCAACGCGGAUCUGGUGGGCGAGCCGUGGCCGCACAUCAGCGACGCCGCCAAGGACCUCGUGCGCCGCAUGCUCACGCUCGACCCGCACAAGCGCAUCACCGCCGCUGACGCGCUCCGCCAUCCGUGGGUGGCGGCGGACAAGGCGUCGGACAAGCCGCUGGGCGCGGCCGUGCUGAAGCGCAUCCAGAAGUUCAGCGCCGCCAACAAGAUGAAGAAGCUCGCUCUCAAGGUGGUGGCGUGCAACCUGUCGCGCGAGGAGAUCUCAGGCCUCAAGAAGAUGUUCAAGGAGAUGGACAAGGACGGCAGCGGCAGCAUCACGUACGACGAGCUGCGCGAGGGCAUGCGCCGCCUCGGCAGCCCCAUCCCGCCCGACCAGCUGCAGCAGAUCAUGGAGGCCGCGGACGUGGACAACAGCGGCACCAUCGACUACACGGAGUUCAUCACAGCAACGAUGCAGAUGAACAGCGUCGAGAAGGAGGAGCACAUCCUGGCCGCCUUCAAGCACUUCGACAAGGACGGCAGCGGCACCAUCACGGUGAGCGAGCUGCGGGAGGCGCUGGAGGAUGAGGGCAUGCUGGAGCCGGGGGAUAUCGAGCAGAUCAUCGAACAAGUGGACACGGAUAAGAGCGGCACGAUUGACUACGAGGAGUUUGCGGCCAUGAUGCGGCAGCAACAGGGGGGAGGGCCGGAAAAGCCCCGCCGCAAGCAAUCACUCUCCUCUGCCUAUUAUUGA